Zootoca vivipara (common lizard) is the source of this 2429-nucleotide messenger RNA. Its product is annotated as keratin, type I cytoskeletal 19. Gene Ontology annotation, cellular component: cytoskeleton. NCBI's taxonomy places the organism in Eukaryota, Metazoa, Chordata, Lepidosauria, Squamata, Lacertidae. Gene Ontology annotation, biological process: epithelial cell differentiation; intermediate filament organization. Gene Ontology annotation, molecular function: structural molecule activity. The record is from RefSeq and is a predicted model, not a curated record.
AGAAAUAUCUAAACAAGCAGGGAAGCAUAUGUUGAUUCAGGUGGCAUUAGAUUGUGUAACCCUCUCCAAAGUGAUAGCUGAGUAAUGGUGGGGGAAUAAUAGUUGAAUGUUUGUUUGCAUGACCUAGAAACAGGAACCAAACCGCAUCAAAACGAUCUGUCUUCAAAGUGCCACAGCCUUGCUAUAUUAUUAGUAGUAUUAUUUCUUAAAUUUCUAUUCUGCCCUUCCUCUGAGGAUCACAGGAAGGUUUACAAUAUAAAAACACAAAAAUACAUAACAUACCGGUAGCAAUGAACAAACACAAUACCCACUCAAUUGCAAGAGUAGAGUGUUCAGCUCCUGUGUUUGAUGCUUAUAAUAGUGCUAUAAUAAAUGAUGCUGUAAUAAAGGAGUUAGUCUCCUUUAUUAGCAGUUGUGCGAAUCUGUCAUGGUUUCUCCAUCCUACCAUGUUAUUGCUGCCCAGAGAAGGCUACAGCCUGUCCAGGAAACCUUGCCCAGAACAUUUGUGGCAUGAGAAGUUUCAGGAUUCCAGCUGGAAGUUGCAAGGUAUGCACUACCUGAAAGUUCUCUUUCAAACCAAAGACACCUGACGGUCGGGGACUCUUGCGUGACAAGCUGCUUCCUCCAGCCUGUUCUUGCAGGACCGAACCUGCAAAGGGUUCCUUUCACGUGGACAUGCCUCCAGAGAUUUUUGCACCCACUGUGCAUAUCCGGUUCUGGGAUUGUAAGGGGCUGCUGGCGGGGAGACGAGAAAGGGACAUUGCAUCUCGGUUAUCUUGGCACCCAUCUGGCAUUGACAAAUUGACCCGGGUCCAAAUCUGAUCAAUGGAUGUCGCAAUGGCGUUGCAAAUCUGCCUCGGGGAGCGAGGACAUUCCGCUUUCCAAAACAAAUGCCUUUCUUGUUCAUGUCCCUGUGAAGGACAGCGAGAUGAUCCAAUGAGGGAAAGGCCAAGAGUUAGCCCUGCCCCUCAGCUUGCCUAUAUAAGGGAGCUCUCCAGGACUGAGCCUGCUGACUCUCCCACCCUGCAUUGCCUCCUGCGGCCAGGGAGAACCAUGACCAGUUACUCCAGCCGCAGCCAGUCCUUCUCUGGAGGCAUCCAGGGUUCCCGAGGGGGGAGCCUGCGUAGCCUAGGCAGGUCUCAGACAGCAUCGAGCAUCUAUGGGGGCACCCCAGCAAAGAACGGCCUGGCCUGGCGUUAUGGGCAGGGCGGUGCGGAGGCGAACAUCUUUGACAUGAACGAAAAGGGCACCAUGCAGAAUCUGAACGACCGCCUGGCUGCCUAUCUGGAAAGGGUGCGCUCCCUUGAGGAAUCUAACACUCAGCUAGAGAACAACAUCCGGGAGACAUACCUCAAGCGAGCAUCAACCGAGGCUCCGGAUCUGAGCAGUUAUUUCAACACCAUCACUGAUCUGAAGUCUAAGAUCCAGCAGGAGACCUUGAACAACGCUGGGCUGCUCUUACAGAUCGAUAAUGCCAAACUCGCUGCAGAUGAUUUCAGAGUGAAGCUGGAAACGGAGGUGGCCAUGCGGCUGUCCGUGGAGGGGGACUUCGGUGGGCUGCGCAAGGCCCUGGAGGAACUCCACACCAGCCGGGCUACCUUGCAGGUGCAAGUGGACAACCUCCAAGAGGAACUGGCCUACCUCAAGAGGAACCACAAGGAGGAGGUGACCUCUCUCCAGGGGAGGCUGGGGGGCACCAUCAACGUGGAAGUGGACUCCAUGCCCGGCGCAGACCUGCAGAAAGUGCUGGCUGAAAUCCGUGACCAGUACGAGGACGUCACAGAGAAGAACCGCCAGGAAGCCGAAGCAUUGCACAAGUCCCAGGUCGAUGCACUCAACCAGGAGGUUGCUGUCAGCAGCGAAGCUCUGCAGGCAGCUCAGCAGAAGGUCACGGAGCUCAAACGCCUGGCUCAGGCCUUAGAGAUUGAGCUGCAGUCUCUCCGCAGCAUGAAAGUGGCCCUGGAAGGUUCCCUGGCUGAGACCGAAUCCCACUACGGGAUAGAGAUCUCGCGCCUGCGUGAUCUCGUGAGCGCCAGGGAGGCCGAGCUGUUCCAGCUCAGAUCUGAUGCCCAGAACCAAGCGGAGGACUACAAGCGACUGAUGGACAUCAAGAACAGGCUGGAGCAGGAGAUUGCUACCUAUCGGCACCUCCUUGAAGGGUCAGAGCCUGAGCCACCGCCUACCCCAGAGCCCUCCUCGAGCCGCCGGGUGAAGACUCUGAUUGAAGAGCUGGUGGAUGGCAAGGUGAUCUCCUCCCGGGUGGAGGAGGUGGAGCACCAGCUCUGAACGAGGCUGGCUUGGCCACAGAAAGGGCUGGCAGAAGACGGGUGAUGGUGGCGGGUGGCGCUGGGGCCACGAUUCUGCAUGACUUUUCCUGCCAGGCUGAUUAUAUACAUGGCCAGGCUUCUGUCUUCAAAUAAAAUGAGUCU